AGAAAACAGAUUUAAACAUUAGUUACAAGGAGUAAACAGAAUAUGUUUGGAGAGGUUAUGAGGUAAUUUUUGUGAUUUUUAUGAAUGUAGUUUAACAUGCUUAUUCACUAUUCUGUCUGUGAUAUAUCUGGAAAGAGGUGUCUCUCUAACCUUGCAACCUUUGUUCAUCGUCAAAUAAACUUUUGUUACGUAAUAAUGAGUCAUAUAACUUGCUGUUCAAGUUUGUAAGUUAUGUUUAGCAUAUAUAACAUCUCUGACUUUGAUAUAUUUAGAGCAGCUAUUAAUAAAAUGGAGUGCAAUGCAGGAAUGUCCCAAUUAAUUUUCAGUGUUUUCUCUUUGUGCCUUGAUUUGUUUAAUCUGAAAAGCAAGAUUUUUAUAUUUUUGUAUUAUCAAAGCAGUAUUUGUACAGUGUGAACAUGUCUGAACUUGUCCUCCUAGAGAUGUGGGGGGAGGGAGUGUCUGGUUGUACCAAACCACAGACUCCAGUCAAGACACAAGACUUUUGGCAUCCUAAAAUUUUCAUUUUAACCAUUGGAGGGAGAAGUGGGACAUGAAAGGCACGACUGGAGUUUAAGAACAGAUAGGUUUGGUUUAGAGUGGGAUAGGUGAAAGAUAGUCAACUUAUGCGUUUCAGAUCCUGUGAGAAACUACAGGACAGGAUAUGACCCAGAGGUACUCCUCAGACCUAAAUAAGCUCUUUUGUCAACUGGCGAAGACGUGUCCCGUUAGGAUGGUGGUGAACACUGCUCCUCCCCAUGGCUCACUGCUCAGAGCCACAGCCAUAUAUAAGAAGUCCGAACAUGUGGCUGAGGUGGUCCGUCGGUGCCCACACCACGAGAGGACCAAUGACACUGAUGGACUCGCUCCCCAAGGUCACCUAAUACGAGUGGAGGGAAACGUGCAGGCUUUUUACAAGGAAGACGACGUCACGUCGAGACACAGUGUGAUGGUGCCAUAUGAAUCUCCACAGGUGGGCGCAGAGUAUACCACAGUACUGUACAAUUUCAUGUGCAAUAGUAGCUGCAUGGGUGGCAUGAACCGCCGGCCCAUUCUCACCAUCAUCACUUUGGAGACCCCUGACGGACAGUUGCUGGGCCGUCGGUCCUUCGAGGUACGUGUGUGUGCGUGUCCAGGCAGGGACAGAAAAACAGAAGAAAGCAACUUGAGAAAAGAGCAGGAACCCAAACCCUCGGAUAAGACCCCAUCGACCACCAAACGCAGCAUUAAGGAAACAACCUCAUCAAUUCCUCGAGCCGAGGGAAGCAAGAAGGCUAAACUGAAUAACAGCAGUGAUGAAGAGAUUUAUACUCUCCAGGUACGGGGUAAAGAAAGGUAUGAAAUGCUGAAAAAAAUAAAUGACGGUUUGGAACUGAGUGACAUGGUGCCCCCAUCUGACAUUGACAAGUACCGGCAAAAAUUGCUGUCCAAGAACAAAAAGGAGAAGGAUUGCCAACCUCCUGAACCCAAACGUGGGAAAAAACUACUGGUGAAAGACGAGAAGAGUGACUCAGAUUGAGAUGAAGGGAUGUGGAGCGAGAGAAUUUAGCUUUUUUUCCACUGGCUUUCUUUCCCUUUGUUUGGAUGCUUCAGGAGUUUAUGCCCUGUAUUGUAGUUGACUUCAUCGGACCUUUCUACAUGUCAUGGAUCAUCUUGUUUGUUUCACUGGGAUGGUUAAGCCAGAAAAGCAGUCUAAGAAUGAGGUUAUGGACAGCUGGGUGCUGUCUGUGUGUGAUGAUGUUGUCUGUAUUCUCAUUCAGCUUGAUGGGAUUUUGCUUGUUGUUGGUCAGUGCAGGUCACUUACCUCCCAAAACAUAAAAUUUAUGGUCUACGUUAAAGGGGUAUCAUGCAGCUAGGUUCAAAUGUGAUGGCCAUUUUGUACCAAUUAAUUCUAAUUUUUUGUAUCUUGUUUUUUGUAUCCUGUUUUUUUUAUAAAGAAAAAAGUGUUUGUUAGAUGAAAUUAGCAAAACUAUAAAAAAUUUCAGUUUGGAAAAUAAAUGUGGAAACGUAAUUUUUGGAUUUAUUCCAUACAGAAUGGGUUAAGUGCUGGUUAACAGUAAUUACUGUAUUCCAUAUUUUAAGUUCAUAUUCAUUGCAAUUGUAUAAAUGACAUCACUUGAAUUCUAGUUGGAAUUAUGAAGGGUCGUUUUAUGCUAAUGUUUUCAUCUUCCCAUUUUAAAACGUUAUUGCAGACUUUUGCAUUGUUUUUGAAUAUGACAUGUAGAUAAACCGGCCGAUCAGUUUUGCUAUAUUCGCUGUUGUUGUAUAGGUGGUUAUUGGUUGGAUGCCUCAGUAUGAGUGAAUUGUUAUACUCAGGGCAUGAUCUAGUCCCUCCUGAUAAUCUUGAUAAAACAACUGUACUGUACUGAUCUUGCUAAAUAUUUUGUUCUUUCUAUGAUGUUUUUUGCAUUUCUGCUUUACUACUGUAUUGUAUACACAUAGUUUAUACAUAUACCCAUGCAUUUAUUCAUCUAGCUGUAAUAGGUGGUGUUUUGUAAGAAAAAAUCUUUUAAUACACAUUUUUUUGAAAAAAAAAGAAA
This is a messenger RNA of Misgurnus anguillicaudatus (oriental weatherfish), 2537 nucleotides long. Lineage: Eukaryota; Metazoa; Chordata; Actinopteri; Cypriniformes; Cobitidae. The record is from RefSeq and is a predicted model, not a curated record.